Molecule: messenger RNA, 1286 nt
Organism: Camellia sinensis
Lineage: Eukaryota; Viridiplantae; Streptophyta; Magnoliopsida; Ericales; Theaceae
Source: RefSeq, a predicted model, not a curated record
AUCCCCAUUUCUUCUUCUAAUACCCGCCCCGUUUCUGCUUCUCUCUCUCUCUCUCUCUCUCUCUCCAAACCGUCGUUUGCUUUCUCUCUCUAGGUAACCGCGCAUUUCGAUAUACAGCCCUGUUUCAGCCAUGACUGGCAAAGAAAUUCUCCACAAGAUGAAGGAAAAAGUUGGGCUAGGUUCAUCUGCUUCUGACACUGGAAAAGGGAAGAGUAAAAUGUCAAAGAACAUAACACAUGGUUAUCACUUGGUUGAGGGAAAAUCAGCUCACCCCAUGGAAGAUUAUGUUGCUGCAGAGUUCAAGCAAGUCGAUGACAAUGAACUCGGUCUGUUUGCAAUAUUUGAUGGUCAUUUGAGCCAUGAUAUUCCUGAUUAUCUGCGCUCUCAUUUGUUCGACAACAUUUUGAAAGAGCCUGAUUUCUGGACUGAGCCAGAGAGUGCAAUCAGGAGCGCUUAUCGUAUAACUGAUACUACUAUUUUGGAGAAAGCGGUUGAUUUUGGUAAAGGGGGUUCAACUGCAGUUACAGCAAUAUUAAUCAAUGGCCAGAAGCUGGUAGUAGCUAAUGUUGGAGAUUCUCGGGCUGUUAUCUGCAAGAAUGGUGUGGCCAAACAAUUAUCAGUUGAUCACGAGCCCAACAGGGAGAGGACCACCAUUGAGAACAAAGGUGGUUUCGUAACAAAAUUUCCAGGCGACGUUCCUCGUGUUGAUGGACAGUUGGCCGUAGCUAGAGCAUUUGGUGACAAAAGCUUGAAGGAACACCUCAGUUCAGAACCAGAUGUCGCAUCGGAGAUUAUAGAUGAUGAUACAGAGUUUAUUAUCUUGGCAAGUGAUGGUGUAUGGCAGGUAAUGACAAAUCAAGAGGCAGUGGACUGUAUCAAGAACAUAAAGGAUGCAAAAUCAGCCGCGAAGCACCUGACUGAAGAGGCACUUGCAAGGAAUAGCUCGGACGAUAUUUCCUGCAUAGUUAUAAGGCUUUGCUGAUUGGUCCUCUGGUUUUCGUGACUUAUCAAAGUAAGUAAGAAAGAAUUGUUCAGUUAACGGAGCUUUAGAAUCGAACCAGAUGCUGAUAUAUUGUGCCUUUGUAUCAGCCUUCUAUGCUUGCUAUUGUAUGGAGAUUUUAAUUUUUCUUUUUCUUUUUGUUGUAUAUUGUGAAAAUUGUCCUUGAUGUGUUGACAAAUAUUCAGUUGAAAAAUGUUCCAGAGCUCUAAACAAUGAGCUCUAAUGGAGCUCUAAUCAGUGGACCCUACCCAUUAAUGGGAUAAUUUGGCCUGUGGUUUUUUUUUUU